Messenger RNA from Girardinichthys multiradiatus, 5196 nucleotides. RefSeq names its product activator of 90 kDa heat shock protein ATPase homolog 1-like. Gene Ontology annotation, cellular component: cytosol. The record is from RefSeq and is a predicted model, not a curated record. NCBI's taxonomy places the organism in Eukaryota, Metazoa, Chordata, Actinopteri, Cyprinodontiformes, Goodeidae. Gene Ontology annotation, biological process: positive regulation of ATP-dependent activity; protein folding. Gene Ontology annotation, molecular function: protein-folding chaperone binding; ATPase activator activity. The coding region runs from base 133 to 1152 and encodes 339 amino acids. The transcript has 9 exons.
CUCAUAUUUCAGCUGCUGUAAGGAAAGCAGAGACCCUCAGGAGUUACUCACACUGACACAGUAACUCCAGUAAGUCCAGAUCUUUUACUCUGUAUUGUUCUGGAAUCAGAGACCAGAAUUUAUUGAUCAGUGAUGGCCAAGUGGGGCGAAGGAGAUCCUCGGUGGAUCGUUGAGGAGAGAGCUGAUGCCACCAACGUCAACAAUUGGCACUGGACUGAGCGGGAUGUCUCCGCUUGGUCCUCGGAGCGCCUCCGUCAGCUUCUGCUCGCCAUCCGGGUGGAGGGACCAGAGGGAGUCUGUGAGGUGACAGAUGUCAGCAAGCUGGAUGGAGAAGCUUCCAUCAACAACCGCAAAGGAAAACUCUUCUUCUUCUAUGAGUUUCAGCUGAGGGCCAACUGGUUAGGUACGUCCUGCAGUGGAGUGAAGUACAGAGGGACCAUUGAUGUCCCCAACCUGUCCGAUGAGAACGAUGAAGAUGACCUGGAUAUCUCAGUGUCUCUGUGUAAGGACCAACCUAGCACCCCACUCUUGGACCUGAUGAAGAGGUCUGGGAUCAAGGAGGUCCGUAUGGUUCUGGGCCAGUAUGUCCAUGACCUUAAAUCAGAUUUCAGUCAGGGGAUGAUCCUUCCCACUGCUGAUGGACAGAAACCAUCCACGCCUGUGGUGACCAAGAAGAAGCAGGUUAAAACCAGUAAAAUCCAGAUUACCUCUGAAGCAAAGUCCUCAUCCAGCCCAGUUCCUUGUCCCACAGGUUCUCGCAUCCAGACCUGUUGCUUUAGCCUGAAGGAAACGUUCCUGACCUCUGCUGAUGAACUCUACAGGACCUUCAUCAACCAGGAGUUUGUGCAGGUGUUUACCCGGUCAGCUGCAACCGUUGACGGCCGACGAGGAGGAAUAUUCCAGCUUCUAGAUGGCAGCGUCAGUGGAGAGUUCUCAAAGCUGGUACCAGACCAGAGGAUUGAGAUGAGGUGGCGCUUCAGGACAUGGCCCAAUGAUCACUACGCUACCAUCAGUCUAGAGCUGGUAGAUCGAGGAGAUGCGACAGAGCUGAAGUUAGAGUGUCGAGGAGUUCCUGCAGGAGAGGAGGAGACCACCAGGGAGGGCUGGAAUCGCUUUUAUUUCCAGGCCAUUAAACAAACGUUUGGAUACUGAGGGAGAUCCUGAACCCAGAGGAACAUCUGAACUAGUCUUUAAAGACUUAAAAUUCAACCCAAGGUGUUACUGUUUCUGUUGUUAUUCUGUGGAAGAAGACAUGCUGUUCUAAAGGAACAUGAGUGCUUUUAUAAAAUCUCCUGUCGCUCAUUUCUGUCCAAGGUGGGUCCAGAACGUGGGUACCCUUGAUGGGCAACUUCUGCUGAAAGCCACAAUGAAGAACUUAAGAGAAACCUCGUUGUUCCAUUGUAGUCUGACUUUUCACUGUUUGUUUUGCACUAAUGGAGCUUUUCUAUUUAGGACACACAGCAUAGAGCCUGUUUUGCGUACUAGUGCAUUUCUUUUCACCGACAACUGCAAGAAAAUGUUAAGAAACACAGCUGGGUCGUGGGAAGCAUAGACUGCGUCCUCCUAACCACCACCACCAACCCCACCCCUCCGACACCCCCUGCUAAUUCACGUUUUGUGUGUUUCAACCAAUGACAUCACACAAGGCAGCAAGAAUCGCCUGCAGAGCAAAGCUUCAACUAGUUUUCUGUCGGUGUCUUCAGGUGGCUUUGUGGUAAAAACUAUAGGGUGUGCUUUUCACACACUGUGGUGUUAAUUCUGAAGCAUUUUCAACUCGUCUGUCUAAUUUGUUUCCCUCAUAGGAACAAAAUGUUUAUACAGAAGAAAACGUAAAGAUCAGACAGAGUCGGAGUCUGAGUUGCAGAUGGUUUAACCUCAGAGUUUAACUCUGAUGGUCCUCCAGCCAUGACGGAUUCUGCUGUGGGUGGCGAAGCCGAAGCAAACGAUAACAAGGACAAUGUUUAACAUUUUCGACUGAUGUUAAUCUGUUUAGUUAUUCUAUCUGAUUAGGUUUUGCACAUGCUCAUAACUUGUUUCAUGACAUGCCAGUACAGUUGCAGUGCUGGUGGUUUAUGAAUCCCUUUAAAUCCAAUGCAGAACUCUGUAACUUCAAACAACUAAAUCCUUGUAAACUCAAAACUCAUACUAGUAUAGUUUACCCCAGAAAUGUGUCUCUUUAUGUCUGCAAAGCAGUGGGUUUUGUUCUGGUGUGGAGAUGACUGGAGUGAUGACAGUGGAGUAUUGACAACAGGGCGGGUUGGUCUUGGUGGUGGUGACUGAGGCUGCAGAGAUAAAUGUUCAUUCACACCAACCUUCUCAACAGAAUGCAUCGUUGAGGCCAUACAGGUUUAUAACAACUUGCCUAAAGAUGAUCACCGAGAACCCAGUUUCUACAGCAGUUCUGCGUGAACCACUUCUUUCUGCUUAUUUUUCAGCUUGCAUUUAGGUUUUAUGGGUCCUGAAGCUGAAAUUCUAUGGGGCGCCUUUCAUUUGGGCAUAGCUUGAUCAGUUUGUGUUGUGCAUUUAAUUUAACUUAUUUUUCAGUUAACUGGUGACCCAAAAAUGAAUUAAAUUGACUCUAUGACAACAAUAUGAAGGUGGAUCAAAGCAGACCUUCUUCUUGUUAACAAUUAUUGUAACAGCCUGCCAUGAAGAAAAUGAAAUGGUUACAUUUUGAAACAAAAUAGACAUUAUUUAAAUGCCACAGUGAACAAUUUAACAGUUACUCGGAUAUUUACAAAACUUUUUCUUUUUACAACUUUUGUUGAAUAAUGGAGUUUUUUGUCCAGAUGAUAGCAACAUCCUUCAGCUGAGGAGGGAUUUUCAUUGGUCAGUUUUCCUGCCCUGAGGUACUGUUGGACCCUUCAAUUCAUUUAGUCAGUGAAACAAGUUAAUGCUGCUUUCUGGACAGAGAUCUUCUCUGAUCUUUUUCUUGAUGUAUCUCACUUAUUUAUGAACUGGGCUUCUGCAGGAUCUAGAAUAAAACAGCACAACAAAGAAAAACUAAGUACAUCCCACAAAAAACAGGAAAUGCACAAAUAAAAGCUAUGUACAUAAAGAAUAUAUAGAUAGUGGUUGCACUAUAUUUACAUAUUUGUAAGAAUAAGAAACGUCUUGCUUCAUUUUUCUCAUCUGGAACAUGAUUGUCAUCAUCAGUGCCUCUUUGAGCCGCCUCCCCCACUCCUCCUCCUCAGUUUCUCCUUCCUCAUCCUCCCUCUGGCUCUUUGCUGAUUCUUGUGCUGAACUCCAACAAUUCUGCAAAGUCUUCAGCUCUACUUUCACUAAACUAAGCAUUUUUUCUUUAAGUACCUGCAAAAACUAUUUUUAUAUCCUAAUAUUUUUAUCCUGUUUUUAUACAGGUCCCUAACAAAGUAUUUACACCCCUUUAAUUGUUGAUUGCAGGAUUGUUCCUGUGUUAGCGUCUUUGACCCUGCUGCUGAAUUGCAUCCCUGCAGCGUGAUACUGGUGCUGUUCUCAGGGUGAUGUGAGUUAAUAUUUGCUUUGCAUUUUAUUUGUAAAUGAAAAAGUUCAGUUUUGGUCACCUCUAAUUAGAUCAUCUUCUUCCACGUGUUGCUGUUUCUCCUACAUGGUUUGUAACAAACAGCACCGCUUCAGGCUUUCUUCCUGCCACUCCUCCAUAAAGGUCAAAUUAGUAAAGUUCAUAACUAAUAGCUAUCCUAUAGACUGAUUGUCCCACCUGAGCCGUGGUUUUCUGCAGCUCCUCUAGCUUCUCUGAUUAAUUCUCUCCUUGCACUUUUUUCUGACUCUUCAUCUUCUUUGGCCUUUAGCACCUCAUCAUUAUUAUUAUUUAUUAAUGACACAGAAGUGUUUUGUAUUAUACUGACUAUCUCAUACAGUCAUGUACAGAGAUUCUCUUCUCACCUUUGAACUUCUCUCUGGUUCUCAUGUUUCCCUCUCCUCAUAUCUCCUCAGUGUUUCAUCAACGAUCUGGACACCUUCACACCAACACAACACAUGCAUGUUCAACACUCACAACUCUUCAAUGAAGACACGUUGAAAUCUGAACCAGUUUAUUUAAAUGAAAGAUCCGAUCGGCAAAGGUUGCCUUAAAACACGUUUCACAAUGAGCAAUGAUUAAUAUUCUGACAUAAAGAUCACAGCUCCAUGGAGAACUUUAUCUUUCUGUUUAAAUCUCUGUGGUAACCAGUGUUUUCAUUUAAAGUGCUAUUUAAGGCUUUUAUAACACUACAUCCAGUCAUCCUUAAUAAACUAGAAUCUGGUAUUUUGAACCUUUUAUUGCUUAUUUAUUUACUUUUUGUACCUAUGAAUUUACUUGUUUUUAUUGUAGCUAUAGAUCUGCUGUCUUGCCAGGUCCCUGUUAAUAAAGGGAUUUUAGUCUCUGUGAGUUUUUGAACCAAGUUAAAUAAAGGUUAAAUACCACUAGCACUGUUGCCUUGCAGCAAGACGGUCCCAGGUUCUAAUCCCAGCCUGGGGUCUUUCUGCACGGAGUUUGCAUGUUCUCCUCAUGCAUGCGUGGGGUUCUCUCCAGGUACUCCGGCUUCCUCCCAGUCGAAAAUCAUGAUUGGUAGGUGAAUUGGUCUCUAAAUUGACCUUGUGCGUGGUUGUUUGUCCCGUGUUGCCCUGCGAUGGACUGGCGACCUGUCCAGGGUGGACCCCAGCUCUCAUUCAGUGACCGAUGGAGACAGGAGCCAUUCAGUUAGAUCAGGCGGUAAUUUGUUGCUUGUAGUUUGUACGUAGUUAGCAUGAGCGUUUAACAGCAGCGUUUCAGUGAGUCCAUCAGCUUCCUGUUUGCUGCAGAGCAGACUCUGAGAUUUUAUGGUUUUAAACGACUCGUCUAAACAUUUAUAGACAAACUUUGCAGUAUCAUAAGUUUUUAGCAAGAAUGCUGUGGUCAACAAAUCUGAGGCUCCUAGAAGUUUAAUAUUCCAGCAGGUGAUCAUGUCUGUUUAGAUGUUAGUCCUCAUUGAGCUGCAGCAGAGCUGCUCUGACAGCAACACAGUUUCAGGACACACCAACAUCAUCCUUCUCCACAGAGCUUAGGCCCACCAAGAGCUUUCCUAGUUGUGCUUCUCUGUGGUUUUCUGGAUCAUCUACCUGCUUUUUGCUCCCUAUUGUUGUGCAGCACUUCUGUUUUAUUGUUUUCAUUAUUUUAAAUGUGCUUCAAAGUUACUGAACUCAUGAACAAAUGUUUUGCCCAUUAAACGUUUUACAUCA